Molecule: messenger RNA, 1953 nt
Organism: Nilaparvata lugens (brown planthopper)
Lineage: Eukaryota; Metazoa; Arthropoda; Insecta; Hemiptera; Delphacidae
Product: short-chain specific acyl-CoA dehydrogenase, mitochondrial
Exons: 10
Coding region: 348-1577 (409 amino acids)
Biological process (GO): butyrate catabolic process; fatty acid beta-oxidation using acyl-CoA dehydrogenase
Cellular component (GO): mitochondrion
Molecular function (GO): flavin adenine dinucleotide binding
Source: RefSeq, a predicted model, not a curated record
AAGUUCUAACGUUAUCAGCUGUUAAUAAAAAUACAAUGAUUUGUUCUUAUGUUAUUGAAAUAGGUUAUUUUAAGGUUAAUUCAAUCAAUGUAAGAUCAUUUAAUUCGUAUGAUGACUGUUCAAAAUUAAUAUUUGAUUUGGAAACUAUUUAAAUAUUUAUCUAUCACACCACGUUCAAAAGUUCUUUGCAAUGAAAAUUUCUGUUUGACUGAUUAUUGAUAACUUAUUUCAGUUUCAUAAGAGUUACAACACACAUUUUUUAGCUGUCAUGUACUUUAAUCUCUGAACUAUUUACAAAUCGCUGUGAUUAUUUUUAUAAGAAGUUUUGAACGUUUUAUUCAGUUGUAAUGGCCUUUUCUUCGAAGAGCAGGGUGACAUCUCUAGUUGUAAAGAAUGUAUUUUCUCAAUGGACUCGUGGUAUUGCUUCUAUAUCAACCUUGUCCGAAACACAUCAGAUGCUUUAUAAAUCAUGUCGGGACUUCGCUGAAAAUGAACUAAAACCCAAUGCAGCCAAAUUCGAUAGAGAUCAUUUGUAUCCGGCUGAGCAGAUAAAACAAAUGGGCUCGCUUGGAGUCAUGGCUGUAGAAGUGCCAGAAGAUCUAGGAGGCACUGGUUUGGAUUAUUUAGCAUAUGCUAUCGCAACUGAAGAGAUAUCAAGAGGAUGUGCUUCAGCUGGCGUUAUAAUGAGUGUCAACAAUUCAUUAUAUUUGGGACCAAUCUUGAAAUUUGGAACACAAAAACAGAAAGAAGAGUAUAUCACUCCUUUCACAACCGGUGAGAAGGUUGGCUGUUUUGCUUUGAGUGAACCAGGAAAUGGAAGCGAUGCCGGUGCAGCAAGUACAAUGGCCAAAAAGUCUGGAAAUGGCUGCUACAUUCUAAAUGGAACUAAAUCUUGGAUAACAAAUGGAUAUGAAUCAGGGGCAACAGUUGUAUUUGCUACAACCGAUAAAUCGAAAAAGCAUAAAGGCAUCAGUGCCUUUAUUGUGCCUAAACCAACAAAUGGUCUAGCAUUGGGUAAAAAAGAAGAUAAACUGGGAAUAAGAGGCUCGUCGACUUGCAGUCUUAUUUUUGAGGACUGCGAAGUCCCGGAAGAGAAUAUUCUUGGAGAGCCUGGUCUUGGAUUCAAGAUAGCCAUGAUGACUCUAGAUUCUGGAAGAAUAGGCAUAGCAUCACAAGCUCUAGGAAUUGCUCAAGCAUCCUUAGAUUGUGCUGUUGAGUAUGCUGGUAAAAGAACAGCAUUCGGCGCACCUAUAUCGAAGUUGCAAGCUAUUCAGCAUAAAAUUGCAGACAUGGCUCUGAAACUUGAGAGUGCAAGACUUCUCACAUGGCGUGCCGCUUAUUUGAAAGAUUUGAAGCAGCCUUUCUCAAAAGAAGCAGCCAUGGCUAAAUUAGCCGCUUCAGAAACAGCUACUUUCAAUGCUCAUCAGUGCAUCCAGAUCUUGGGAGGCAUGGGCUAUGUUUCUGACAUGCCAGCAGAACGUCAUUACAGAGAUGCCCGUAUCACUGAAAUCUAUGAAGGAACUUCAGAAAUCCAGCGAUUGGUUAUAGCAGCCAAUAUAAUCAAACAGUAUGAAUGAACAGUUGAUAUAUAAAGUAAAUCCAUUGUUUGUAUUCGUUUUUAGAUGAAAAAGUAUUCUUCUUUAUUUAUAUUCAAAUGUUAUUUUGAAGUGCCAGGUGACGUAGAUUUAAACAUUAUUUUGAUAAAAAUAAUUUGUGUCAACUUAUAAAAUAACAAAUUUUAGUAUUCUAAUAUGGAUAACUUAAAUUGAAUUUUAGAUGAUUUUUCUCUGUUCUAUUUCAACUAUAUUUCUAGAAAUGUUUUGUUAUUCAUUUGAAAUGAAACGGUUUUUACAUCGACACCUGAAAUGAAAUCGAAUUUCGUCAACUUUUAUUCUAUACUUAUUUAUGUAUGUAUAUUUUUGUGAAAAACAUUAAUAAAAGUUAUUCAGCUUG